Molecule: messenger RNA, 1179 nt
Organism: Diospyros lotus (date-plum)
Lineage: Eukaryota; Viridiplantae; Streptophyta; Magnoliopsida; Ericales; Ebenaceae
Product: 60S ribosomal protein L17-2-like
Exons: 7
Coding region: 124-675 (183 amino acids)
Biological process (GO): cytoplasmic translation
Cellular component (GO): cytosolic large ribosomal subunit; ribosome
Molecular function (GO): structural constituent of ribosome
Source: RefSeq, a predicted model, not a curated record
GGGUUUCCACUUGGCGUCCUAUAAAAGCAAGCGCUAGGGCCUCUCGUUAGCGCAUCUGCUUGAGAAAGAGGAAGCAAAGCUUCAACUCGAAGCCAUACAUUUUCUCAACCGGCAGAAGAAGCCAUGGUCAAGUACUCAAGGGAGCCGGACAAUCCCACCAAAUCCUGCAAAGCCAGGGGAUCCGAUCUCAGGGUUCACUUCAAGAACACACGCGAGACAGCGCACGCCAUCAGGAAGCUGCAUUUAGCCAAGGCUAAGAGGUACUUGGAGGAUGUGUUGGCUCACAAGCAGGCCAUACCCUUCACACGGUUUUGUCGAGGUGUAGGCCGGACUGCUCAGGCAAAAAACAGACAUUCUAAUGGACAAGGACGAUGGCCUGUGAAGUCUGCAAGAUUCAUACUAGAUUUGCUCAAGAAUGCUGAGAGUAAUGCUGAGGUAAAAGGUUUGGAUGUGGACACACUUUACAUAUCGCACAUCCAGGUGAACCAGGCACAGAAGCAGAGACGCCGCACGUACCGUGCACAUGGAAGAAUAAACCCUUAUAUGUCUUCCCCUUGCCAUAUUGAGUUAAUCUUGUCUGAGAAAGAAGAAGCCGUAAUAAAGGAGCCUGAAUCUCAGUUGGCAACCAGCAAAUCCAGAAAGUCUCAAGCCCUAAGAAGCGGCGCAUCCUCUUGAAGAGGUUUCAAACCACCAACCAACCAAUUUAAAGAAGUUUUGGAAUUUUACAGCUGUCAAGUACCCUAGUUUUAUUGAAGACAAAUUCGUUUACUUUCUUCGUUGCCGUCUACAUUGCUUGUUUUGCUACAGCCACCUUGCUAUUUAGUUGAAAGGCUCUCUAAGGUGAACUCUGUGUAUGAACGUGUUGAAAUUGAUGAUGGGAUGUUUGCUGGUAAUUGAUGUAGAGAAGCCGAAGAAAUGUGGAGCAUUCAGGGAGGAAUCAAGCCAUUGGCGGAACGACACGGUUCUCUGAUGAGAUCAAACUUCCGGUGAUCUGACCGAGGAUCAGCAUUCGAGAAUGAUCGUGGUAAAAUGGGCAUUGUGUCCCAGUAAAUGACGUCUAAUGACAUUUUUUUUUUUUAAUAUUUACCGAUCUUGUCCGUCAUUGCCACCCGAAAUAAGAAAAGAACAAACAUUAAAAGCAUUAUAAAAUUUCAAGAUGCAGGAGUCUUUAUGUUUUCA